Molecule: messenger RNA, 660 nt
Organism: Triticum turgidum subsp. durum (durum wheat)
Lineage: Eukaryota; Viridiplantae; Streptophyta; Magnoliopsida; Poales; Poaceae
Source: the annotation of a GenBank genome assembly
AUGUCUGCACAGUGGAAGGGCUCACCUCUGCCGACUGAACCUGUCAAGCUGUUCAUUGGUAUCCUUUCUGCAGCCAACCAUUUCGCCAAGCGGACGGCCGUUCGCAAGUCAUGGAUGAUUGCUACAAGGAAAUCGUCUAACAGUGUUGCCCGGUUCUUUGUCGCUCUGAAUGGGAAAAAAGAGGUCAAUGAAGAGCUGAAGAAGGAAGCAGAGUUCUUUGGUGACAUUGUUCUAGUGCCUUUCAUGGAAGCAGAGAAUCCUUGUGUUGGGCCAUGCAAAUUCCUGCAUUGGUGUGACUUGACUUCCAUUAUUCAGCAUAUUAAUGCUUUACGGGUCAUAUAUGAAUGGGAAGAGGAAGUGUAUCCACCUUAUGCAAACGGACCGGGCUAUGUGAUUUCAUCAGAAAUAGCUGAGUACAUCGUAUCCGAGUUUGACAACCAGGCACUGAGAUUGUUCAAGAUGGAAGACGUGAGCAUGGGCAUCUGGGUUCAGAAGUUCAACAAGACUCGCCAGCUAGUGGAGUAUUCGCACGACGUCAAGUUCUUCCAGGCCGGCUGCUUUGACGGCUACUACACCGCGCACUACCAGUCGCCGCAGCACAUAAUCUGCCUGUGGAGGAAGCCGCAGUCCGGGAGUGCUCAAUGCUGCAAUGCCAGAUGA